Molecule: messenger RNA, 709 nt
Organism: Gymnodraco acuticeps
Lineage: Eukaryota; Metazoa; Chordata; Actinopteri; Perciformes; Bathydraconidae
Exons: 5
Coding region: 18-650 (210 amino acids)
Source: RefSeq, a predicted model, not a curated record
UUCACUGCUCCUCCAAGAUGACUCUUUGCUGGCGAGCUCUCUUCCUCCUUUGCUGUGUCCUAAGCUGUGUGCAGUCCUUUUCUCCAUCUCCAGUCCUCCAGAGGAGUAAAUACAACGACUCCUUUAGCCUCACAAGGUCAACCCGAACACGUGUCCAGCAGCUGCAGAAGAAAUACAAGGAGCAGCAGUUGGGGAAUAAGCACUUCGAGGACAGAAGCCGGCAGUUAAAUGACCUGCCAUUGCUUUCUACAGAUUUCUACAGCUGGCUAAAGCUCACGGACUGGGAACGACUGCACAGUGCGUUUGUGGACAUGCAGGCCUAUUGGAAUAGGCUGGACCGAAAGAGAAAACAGCUGGAGGGGGAGGAAAAAGAGCAGAUGGUGUCUCGGGCCGUCGGCACCACCCUACCUCAGAACAUCAGGCACGUUCAGCAUGACCUGAGGGACCUGAUGAGCCAAGUCAGCAGCCAGAUGAGUUACAUGAGGAGUUCUUGGACAAAGCCAACCUUUCCUACACCAUUAAACCCUCAAAACAGAUCCCAAACGGUUUGGGACAGCAGUGUGGAGGGUUACAUCAUUCUGCGGGAUCUAGACCUUUACCUCACCAGGCUGGCAAGAGACUUCCUGUUUCUGGCUUCGAAAACACACUGAUGACUCAGUGCUGAAACAGAACCGUGACGACAAAAAACAGCAAAACUAAGAGAAGGCAA